AUGCCGUCCAUUUCUGUUCCAUUGCGCUCUGUACAACGAGCAAUUGCCAAUCCAUUUGGCGUGUCUCCCCGCUGUUACGUGACUAGCUGCCCGUCCCUGCAGAACCCUCGAGUCAUCUCGAAUAAAAAUAAUCUCCGUGCCCCCACCAUCCCCCACCACCAAAACCAUCCCCGCCGCACUCGUCAGUUUUCCUCCUCCCAUCGCUUCGCUCAAUACGACACAAUGCCGAAAGAAAAGGGUAACAACUUCAACCUCAAGACCCCCAAGGGCACCAAGGAUUGGUCCGGCUCCGACGCCCUCCUCCGAGACCGCAUUUUCACCACCAUCUCCAAUGUCUUCAAGCGCCACGGCGGUACCGCACUGGACACUCCCGUCUUCGAGCUGCGCGAGUUCCUGACUGGCAAAUAUGGUGAGGACUCGAAGCUGAUCUACGAUCUGAAGGAUCAGGGUGGCGAGAUCUGCUCGCUGCGCUACGAUUUGACUGUGCCUUUCGCGCGCUGGCUCGCCAUGAACACCGACGUCCGCAGCAUCAAGCGCUACCACAUCGCCAAGGUCUACCGCCGCGACCAGCCUGCUGUCAGCAAGGGCCGUAUGCGUGAGUUCUACCAGUGCGACUUCGAUAUCGCCGGUACUUUCGACUCCAUGGUGCCCGAUGCCGAGAUCCUGCGCAUUGUCUGUGAAGUCUUCGAGGAGCUGGGCUGGAACGGUCGUUACACCAUCAAGCUCAACCACCGCAAGAUUCUAGAUGGUGUCUUUGCCGUCUGUGGUGUUCCGGAGGACAAGAUCCGCCCUAUCUCCAGUGCCGUCGACAAGUUGGACAAGAUGCCGUGGGCCGAUGUGCGCAAGGAGAUGGUCGAUGAGAAGUCUCUCGACCCCGAGGUUGCGGAUCGUAUUGAGAAAUAUGUCAUGCACAAGGGCUCGCGAGAGCUGCUCGACGUUCUCCUGAAGGACGAGACCCUCAACGCCAAUGCCUCUGCCAAGGCCGGUCUCGAGGAAAUGGCUUUGAUGAUGGACUACUUGGAGGCAUUCGGUGUAUUGGACAAGAUCUCUUUCGAUAUGUCCCUUGCCCGUGGCCUGGACUACUACACCGGUGUCAUCUACGAGGUUGUCACCGAGGGUUCGGCUGGUGUGCAGGCCGAUGCCCCAGAGGCGCAGAAGGCUAUUAAGAAGGGCAAGGGCAAGCCCUCCGAGGAUGACGACCGUUCCAACGACCCCACCCUCGGCGUUGGCAGUGUUGCCGCCGGUGGUCGUUACGAUAACCUCGUGGGCAUGUUCCUGCCCAAGGCACAGAUCCCCUGUGUUGGAAUCUCAUUCGGUGUUGACCGUAUCUUCUCCAUCACCAAGGCACGUCUCGAGCGUGAGCAGAAGUCCGAUGCUCUGCGCAGCAGUGAGGUCGACGCCUACGUCAUGGCCUUCGGUGGUAAGGGCUUCAGCGGCAUGUUGAAGGAGCGCAUGGACAUCUGCCAGAAGCUGUGGAGCGCUGGCAUCAAGGCCGAAUUCUCCUACAAGCUGAAGCCCAAGCUCCCCCAGCAAUUCAAGGCCGCCGAACAAGGCGCCAUCCCCUUCGGCAUCAUUCUCGGCGAGGACGAGCUUGCCGCCGGCAAGUGCCGCAUCAAGGAGAUGGGUCUGCCCGAAGGACACCCCGAGAAGGAAGGUGUCGAAGUCGAGAUCACCUCCUUGGUCCCUGAGUUGCAAACCCGUCUCGCCAAGAAGCAGCAGGGUGUCAUCUCCUCUCUGGCCCAGCAGCUGCAGGGUACCAGUGUUUAA
This is a messenger RNA of Penicillium paradoxum, 1767 nucleotides long. RefSeq names its product histidine--tRNA ligase. Gene Ontology annotation, biological process: mitochondrial translation. The record is from RefSeq and is a predicted model, not a curated record. Gene Ontology annotation, cellular component: mitochondrion. Bases 1 to 1767 code for a protein of 588 amino acids. The transcript is spliced from 2 exons. NCBI's taxonomy places the organism in Eukaryota, Fungi, Ascomycota, Eurotiomycetes, Eurotiales, Aspergillaceae.